AUGCAGUGGGUGGCCGACGCCGUGAGCUCGCUGUUCUCCAGCGGGGAGGCGCAGGCCGAGUGCCAGCGCGCGGAGAGGGAGGGCCUGCAGCGCGAUGGCGUCCUGACCAAGGAGCAACUGAGGAAGUUUUUCGCGGCCGGGUACAAGAUGUUCGACAGCGAAGAUGUGAAGGCGAACCUCAAAGAGGCAGCCAGGAAGAGGCAGGAUGUGGGUUUCGUGGUCACUGAGCUGCAGAAAGAGAUAUUUGACUCCCUGGGAAUAGAUGGCAAAUACGGGAUCUCUUUCCUAGGGAAAAUAAGGGAGAAAUAUGGAGACGACGCUGAUUUCAUGAAUGAGCUGAUGACAUUUGUAGACAGGGAGGAGCUGGCUUUGGAUGAAGCUGAGCUGCCCGAUGACAAGCUCGCCAAGAAACUGGAGAUGCGGCAGCUCGCCAUGCAGCAGAUGACGUCCAUGAGGGAGCAGCUGCGCCACAUGAGCCCUGAGGAACAGGUGCAGUUCAUGCGGGGGCAGAGUGCGAUGAUAAAGGAAAUGAAUGUAAAGCACAAGGAGAUGUUUGAAAAGGCGGAGGCCAUGUCCCCAGAGGAGCGAAAGAAGUUCAUUGAAGAGCAGAUGGCCGUUGUGAAGAAAAGGUUUGGGGAAUUCAAGGCUGGGGCGUCCAUUCCACCAUCGUGCUCUGGACAUGGCCAUCCAUCAGCGCGGGUGGAGCCCUCUAUGGGGUCUGCGAUGAGCACUGAGGAGCAGAUGAACUUUUUCCGGUCUUUGAGCAAAGCUAAGCAGUGA
Messenger RNA from Ostreobium quekettii, 780 nucleotides. NCBI's taxonomy places the organism in Eukaryota, Viridiplantae, Chlorophyta, Ulvophyceae, Bryopsidales, Ostreobiaceae. The record is from the annotation of a GenBank genome assembly.